Brassicogethes aeneus is the source of this 3553-nucleotide messenger RNA. The record is from the annotation of a GenBank genome assembly. Lineage: Eukaryota; Metazoa; Arthropoda; Insecta; Coleoptera; Nitidulidae.
CCAGUAUUUAUCCCCUCCCAAGCGUCGGAUUGUUGUUGACGGCGUCGCUUUGAGUGCGUGGAAUUAUUCUAUAAAUACUAAUUUCAGUGAAAUAAAUAAGGUACUAUCAGAUUCAUCGACUUGACUAUGGUGGGUAAAACAAAAAUACCGUUGAAAACUGCGUCGGAAAAAGUGGAAACGGCGGAUGUGGAGGUAAAGAAGAGGGGUAGAAGCCCAGGCAGAAAAAGCCCAAGUCGCACCAAGAGCCCCAGUCGAGCCGAGAAGAAGAGUCCUGUGAUUAACAAGAGCCCUGCAAGAAACAGAAGUCCAGGAAGAGUUAAAAAAGCUGAGAGUCCUAGCAGAAGCAGUCCUUCUCGAAGGUCACCGGCUAGACAAUCUUCAAAAAGUCAAGAAGAGCCCAAAAGUGUAUCUCGUAGAAAACAAAUCGUAAUCGAUAGUGAGGAGGACUCGGACUAUGUUGAACCAACAAAAGAAGUAAAAGAAAAACCCAAGGCAACCGUCAGAGGAAGGACGAGAAGGAUUGACAUCGAAAUUGAACCAGUAAAAAUUUUUGAUUCGAUUAAGGAUCUCGGCUCGGACGACGAGACCACCAGCUUCGUCAGCAGCAGCAGCAGCGCGAAGAGAGUGACGCGUUCUCAAAACAGGGACGUCGAACGCGUCGUGCACUUAAAACACUUCGAGGCGGUGUCGAAAAAAUUGGGCGAGUUUUCCGACGAAGACGACGUGAGCGACAUCAAGAAGGCCAGCGAUCUUUUAAACAUCAGCGGCGGUAAAAAGUCCAGAGAUUUUAGCGGCGCACUUGGCGCCCUGGCUUUUGUUUUACUGAUACCUGCCGCUGUUGUUCUCUUGAACUCCUGUGAGGGUAUCUCGUGCUCUUUCAAGAGAACGCCCGCCAUGGACAAACUUAAGUUUUUGAUCACCUGGUUUGAUCUUAAAGCUUCGCUCGUAUACGUCGCAUUUUUAACCGUAAUGGCUGUGCUCACCGCUCUGCCUUUUGGCGGGAAACGCAUCAGCGGCCUGCCGAACAAACAAGGAAAACUGGAUUACAACAUCAACUCUCUCUUCACAUUCGCCAUUGUCUUAUCCAUAGAAAUCGGCUUGCAGCUUAGAAAUAUUCCGGUGUUGAACUACAUAAUCGAUCACACAUUCCACUUUUUGAUUGCGAGCAUUGCAAGCGCUUUGGUGAUUUCGUUGUACGCUUAUAUACGGAGUUUUUACGUAUCCGUUUCGGCCCUUAACAUCAACAGCGUUGGUAGGAGUAGACUGUACAGUUUUUUCGUUGGAAAAGAAACUAGUCCCCGGAUUUUUGGAAUCAUCGAUUUGAAGCUCUAUGUCACCAGGAUUUCGGUCAUUGGAACUUUGUUAAUUAACACUGCUUACCUAUGCAAAAGCCUGGGCGUUUUGAGCCCACUACCUAAAAACGAAAACGGAACCCAGCAAGCGUUCGACAUAAAAUCCCUCAACUACGACCCGACGGUUCUCGUUUAUUUCGCACUCACCACCGUCUACUUGCUGGACUACCUGUUUGCCGAACAAACUUCCAUCAGUUCGUACAAAAUCCACCACAGCGGAUUCGGAUACGCCGCCGCCAUCGGAUCCUUGCUCUAUCCGUUCGUGUUCGCUCCCGUUAUACGUCACAUCGUCUACCUUAACGUGAAACACAACGUGUGGGUUUUGUCGACUAUUUCUUUGGUUUUCCUGAUCGGCUACAUUUUCUACAGGGUGUCAAACAACCAGAAGCACGCGUUCAAGAAGAAUCCCUACAGUCCAGCUGUUGCACAUUUCGACACAAUUCCAACUGCGCAAGGCAACAAACUCUUGGCUUCUGGUUUCUGGGGCAUCGUGCGUCACCCGAAUUACCUAGGCGACAUUUUGAUGAAUCUUUCAUUGGGCGCCUUCGUCUUGUCAGUGCCUUUGGCACUUGGAAUCCUCGGCAUAGUGCUGAAUUUGAUUUACAAAUCGGCAAGAGACAAUUCAAGGUGCCAACAGAAGUACGGAGCCGCCUGGGACCGGUAUUGCCUGAAGGUAAAAAAUAUACUCGUGCCAAAAAUUUUUUAGAUUUAAUCUUUUUUUGGGUGAGCAUUCAAAGAUGACUAGUUAUGACAUAACAAACGUAUUUAGUUAAUAUUAAAAAGAGAGCGCAUUCAAGUACAAUUAAUCAUCUUUCAAUGUGUCUGUUUGUUGUACAGAUAGAUAGAUUUUUUUUGAGGAGUGUUUAAAUCCUAUAAUUUAUUUUAUAUAUUCGACAAGAAAUAUAUUAUGACGUAGAAAUAUUUAAUUUUUAAUCUUGAAGAUUAUUUAGUUGUAGGUGAUUCUUUUUUAUAUUUGAUUGUGUAAUAUUUACAUAUGAUAUUGAGAAAAUGUGAUCCAAAUCUAGAUAAAUAUUUCUAUACAUUGGCUUUAAAUAGAUCAUGCAAUUUUUUUUUUAAAUAGUAGGUUAUCAUUUUUAUAAUUAACUAUUUAAAGAAUCGAAACAUGCUCUGUUCGAAACCAUAAUCACUAUUUUUAUAGAAUUGUUUAAAAAGUGUUACUAUUUAAAAUUCUAAUUAUCUAACAUAUAAUUGUGCAAAUUGCACCAAAUGUACUUAAUUAUCAUUUUAAAGUACAGUUUUAUAAAAAUACACUAGAAUAUUUAUAUAUUUUAUUUUUUUUAAAUAUAUUUUAUUAUUAUUUUAAAACAUUUUACUGUACAAGCAUUUUUGAAUUUUAUAUUUUUCUAUUAAUAUGUAGAUGCAUUGAGGUGGGCCGAUUCAACUAUUUUUCAAUUAUUGAAAUGUGCAAUGGUGGUAAAGUUGUGCAUUAAUAAGGCAAGGAAAAUAUAAUAGUUUUUUUAAAUCAUUUGAACUGCCGAAAAACCAAACUAUACUUGCGGCAGCACUUAUUUAUUUACUUAAUGCGCUGGUGCAUUGGGAAAGUGAGGUUAAAACCGCUUGACAGUUCUCAGAUGUCAGAAAAAUAGUUUCCUUUUCUGUUUCACAACUUUUUCGCUUAUGCAAAAUUUAUUGUUUUUUAAAUUACUUUAUAAUGUUUGGAAGCAGUUCAAAACAUAAAGAUAUAAAAAAAAAUUGUCAAAAAAUGUUUAUUUUCCUAUUUUUAAAUUCCUAUUAUUAAAAUUUAGAAAUUACAUGAAAAAUCGGCCCACCCUAAUAUGCUUGAACUAAAAUUCCCUGUUUUUUAAUUCUAUAUUUUGAUCUCAUUUUCUCAUUUUUUUUUAACCCAACCUUAUAUUAUUUUAACUUGUGAAUGUUUUCGUGAUCUCCAAAUUGAACAAAUUACUAACAAUAAAUUUAGUAUUUAACAAAAUUAUUUACUGUACAAAUUUUGUACUAUGCCUAUGAUCUCAAGUAUUGUGCAAUGUACAGUUAUUACCAUUUAUAUCACAAAAGCAUUUUUUUUUAUGAAUACAAUUAUGUUUAUUGUAAACUUAGUAUCCGGUAUUGUAAAAGUUUUAAAGGUUUGAUUGUAUGUAUAUAGGUAUUCUUUUGAUUUAAUUGAUAAUGUAAUUAUAAUUUUACGAUUAUAGUUGUGUACAAAUAAAUAAAUUUGUAAUACA